AUGGGUAAAGGAAAGCCCCGUGGUCUGAACGCCGCGCGCAAGCUCCAGAACAACCGCAAGGAGCAGCGCUGGGCCGAUCUGCACUUCAAGAAGCGUCUCCUCGGUACCGCCUACAAGUCGUCUCCCUUCGGUGGUGCUUCCCACGCCAAGGGCAUCGUUCUCGAGAAGGUUGGUGUUGAGGCCAAGCAGCCCAACUCCGCCAUUCGGAAGUGUGUCAAGGUCCAGUUGAUCAAGAACGGCAAGAAGGUCGCCGCUUUCGUCCCCAACGACGGUUGUCUGAACUUCAUCGACGAGAACGACGAGGUCCUGCUGGCCGGUUUCGGUCGUAAGGGUAAGGCCAAGGGUGAUAUUCCUGGUGUCCGUUUCAAGGUCGUCAAGGUCUCCGGUGUUGGUCUGCUCGCUCUGUGGAAGGAGAAGAAGGAGAAGCCCCGCUCUUAA
Penicillium alfredii is the source of this 438-nucleotide messenger RNA. It is a transcript of the gene rps23, whose product is annotated as 40S ribosomal protein uS12. Gene Ontology annotation, molecular function: structural constituent of ribosome. Gene Ontology annotation, cellular component: ribosome; cytosolic small ribosomal subunit. The record is from RefSeq and is a predicted model, not a curated record. The transcript is spliced from 2 exons. NCBI's taxonomy places the organism in Eukaryota, Fungi, Ascomycota, Eurotiomycetes, Eurotiales, Aspergillaceae. Bases 1 to 438 code for a protein of 145 amino acids. Gene Ontology annotation, biological process: translation.